AGACAGGAGAGCAGAUGCUAAGUAGCUCAAGGACAACAGAAGCUACAAACGUGAUAAACACUGGGAUUAUGAACUAGAUGGUUGUUGAUCAUCAUGGAAUGUAUAAAUCAGAACCAGAGUCAAAUUAAUUUAUCUUUUAACUGGAGAUUCCAAGAAUAUUCUCUACCUGCACUCAUUUAUUAUAGCACUAUACUACCCAUUGGUCUUCUAGUUAACAUCACAGCACUAUGGGUUUUCAGUUGUACGACCAAAAAACGCACAACUAUUACAGUCUAUAUGAUGAACGUGGCACUUCUUGAUUUAAUAUUUUUACUUUUUGUGCCUUUCUUUAUCAUGUAUUACGCAAAACAGUACUGGCCUUUUGGAGAUGUGUUUUGCCGUGUGCUGGGAGCAUUGGCAGUGUUUUACCCCAGUGUAACACUGUGGCUGCUUGCAUUUAUAAGUGCAGAUCGCUACAUGGCAAUUGUACAACCCAAGCAUAUCAAAGAGCUGAAGAACAUUUCCAAAGCUAUGGCAGCAUGCUUCGGAAUAUGGAUAAUGACCAUGGUGACAACGACCCCUAUGCUCUUCGUCCUCGAAGAUCCAGACAAAAAAUGCAAUUUUACCACUUGUUAUAAAAUCUUCAACAUUAUCCACUUUAAAAAAAACAACAUCUUGAACUUUGCUCGUCUUAUAUUCUUUUUCUUGAUUCCACUGCUGAUCAUGAUUGGCUGUUACUGUGUCAUCAUUUACAGUCUCCUAAGUGGAAGAACGUCUCGACUUAAACCAAAAGCAAAAAAGAAGUCCAUUCGGAUUAUUGUUACUUUAGUGGUGCAGGUAUUGGUAUGCUUUGUACCAUUUCAUAUUUGCUUCCUGUUGCUGAUUACUCAGGAUGAACAAGAACAGUAUGUGCAAUGGGGAGUAGUUUCUACCUUACUAAUGUAUCUCAGCACAUGCCUGGAUGUUAUUCUAUACUACAUUGUAUCAAAGCAAUUCCAGGCAAGAGUUCUCAGUGUUAUCUUGUAUCGUAACUAUUUAAGAAGUGUUCGAAGAAAGAGUGUCCAAAAUGGAAGCCUUCGUUCCUUGAGUGCUAUUAAUAGUGAAAUAGUAUGAUGUAACCUUGGAAGGCUCUAAAAGAACAUGAUAUAAUAUAUUUUUGACUUGAAAC
Molecule: messenger RNA, 1147 nt
Organism: Pelobates fuscus (common spadefoot toad)
Lineage: Eukaryota; Metazoa; Chordata; Amphibia; Anura; Pelobatidae
Gene: GPR18
Product: G protein-coupled receptor 18
Exons: 2
Coding region: 94-1092 (332 amino acids)
Biological process (GO): phospholipase C-activating G protein-coupled receptor signaling pathway; positive regulation of Rho protein signal transduction
Cellular component (GO): plasma membrane
Molecular function (GO): G protein-coupled receptor activity
Source: RefSeq, a predicted model, not a curated record